Molecule: messenger RNA, 1159 nt
Organism: Saccostrea cuccullata (small rock oyster)
Lineage: Eukaryota; Metazoa; Mollusca; Bivalvia; Ostreida; Ostreidae
Product: techylectin-5B-like
Exons: 9
Source: RefSeq, a predicted model, not a curated record
AUGGCUCUCUUUCAGAGUAUUUUCUAUGUGUGCUUUUUCUUUUUGUGCUUUACAAUUGGUUGUAUGGCAUCCCAUACCCAUCUAAAAGGUGAUAUAGAGUAUCUACUGAAGUUAACUCCCUGGAACUGGAAACACUUGAACACAUCCGUAAAAGUGGACACCCCGGUCUCUCUGGACAUUUCUCUUUUGUCCCACUACAGACUUACAGGAAAUAAAUUCGAAUUCAAUAAGUAUAAGAAACGGGACUGUGCAUCAAUUUUAAAAUUCAUACCAAACACAAAAGGGAAAGAUGGCGUCUACACUAUAUACCCUGACAUAAAGACAAGGAAACUGGUGUACUGUGACAUGACUACAGAGGGAGGGGGUUGGACGGUUAUUAAUAAGAGGAUGGACGGAUCAGUAGAAUUUUAUAGAUCCUGGAAUUCAUACAAAAAGGGAUUUGGAAAUGUGGAUGGAGAGUAUUGGAUAGGAAAUAGUUUAGCUUAUCAUAAUGGAAGGCCGUUUUCCACGAAGGAUGCUGAUAACGACUCGUGGAAGAAUUCCUGUGCUGUCAGUAGAAAAUCAAGUUGGUGGUACGGAGCUUGCGAUGAGUGUGAUCUGAAUGGACAAUACCAUAAAUCUGCUGUCAAAACAAAUGGAAGUGUUAAUUGGGAGCACUUUGGAACAGAAGAAAAUAUGGUUCUAAUCAAAAAAAAUUUUGUGGUACUGUGUUUCUUUCUGCACUUUUUAACCACACGUUGUAUAACUCUGCAUUCCCAUCUACAAGGAAAUGUUGAGUCUCUACUGCAGUUAACUCCCUGGAACUGGAAACACCUGAACACAUCCGUCAAAGUGGACACCCCGGUCUCUGUGGACAUUUCUCUUCUGUCUCGCUAUAGACUUACGGGGAAACACUUCAACAAGUACAUGUACCAGAGGCUCCGAAAGCAAAGAGACUGUGCAUUAAUUCUAAAAUUCAUACCCAACACAAAAGGGAAAGAUGGCGUCUACUCUAUAUACCCGGAUAUGAAGACACAGAAACUGGUGUACUGUGACAUGACUAGCGAGGGAGGGGGCUGGACGGUUAUUAAUAAGAGGAUGGACGGAUCAGUAGAUUUUAAUAGAUCCUGGGAUUCGUACAAAGAAGGAUUCGGUAAUGUGGAGGGAGAAUAUUGGUUAG